Molecule: messenger RNA, 2398 nt
Organism: Schistosoma rodhaini
Lineage: Eukaryota; Metazoa; Platyhelminthes; Trematoda; Strigeidida; Schistosomatidae
Source: the annotation of a GenBank genome assembly
UGUAGACGGAGAAUAAUUAGGAAACUUGCAUUUGUAAAUUUGAUUUUAUUGAAAAAGUAACUUUUCUGAAGCUGAUCUAGUGAUUCUAAUAGUGGAGCAUUCUCUCAGGCAACUGAAUGUCCUGAAUUCGAUCUAUAGCUGAGCCGUUGGUGAUCCCUGCCCAGAAGUCCCAUGCUAGAUUGAAACAUACAUUCACUGUUCCAUGAUUUUAAAUAAUACCUCAAAGGGGAAUAAUCCAACCUAUAAUUCAUAUUUAAACUUAUUAAAUAUAAAAUCACAAUAUAGAAUACCAUUAAUUUUUAACUGUACUCAAUAACAUUAACCAUGAUAUAGCUUAAUAAAUACAUUAUACAUUUCAAUUUGCAGUGACAUUCGAUACUAAAUCUCUACCAGUUUCAAUUCUACGAAAUUCCAUUCAACAUUGGUUUACACCUAUUAUGGAUGACUAUUAUAAUGGGAAUUCCAUCACUACUACUAAUCCCACUAAUGAAAUUAAACAAUAUUGGACAAAUCAAACACAACAAUUAACUAUUCAUAAUUUUCAAAAACCAAUACAAUUUACACCAAAAUUAUGGUCAUCAAAUAAUCCCAAUCAAUCAUUCAUUUCAUCUAUCCAUCAACCUACUAUUAAUUUGAAAACACAUGAAUUUAUAUCUAAAUUACCUUUAACAAAUUUGAAUUUACAAUCCAAUAAUGAAUCUAAUAAUUUCAAAGAUAAUGUACAGUUACAUAAUUCUUCAAAUUAUCCUCUUAAUCAUCAUUGUGCACCGACUGAUUACAAUACAUGGUCGGGUUCAGUAUUUAAUAACAGUAAUAGUAAUAGUAACAACAAUAAUAUUAAUGAGUAUAGUAGUAAUAGUAAUAGUAAUAAUAAUAGUAAUAAUGGUAAUAAUGAUAGAUUGUCAAAUACAACUCAAAUGAUUACUCUUCAACAUAAUAUGAAAUCUAAUCAUAAUAUUAUGUUCCCGAUGGAUACAAACUUAAUUCAAUCCAAUUUUUUAAUGAAUAAUGUAAAUUAUGAAAAUUCUAAUGAAUUCAUAUAUGAUUUAGAUAAUGAAUUAUCAAAUUGUUCAAGUAUUUCAUUACAUAGUAACAAUAAUAUUACGCAUAGAACACGAUCAUUAUCAUCCAUAAGAUCCAAUACUAAAUUAUUAUAUAGAUCAAAUCGUAUUAAAUUUAUGAAUAUAAGAAAAAAUAGACGUUUUAAAAAUCAUAAUUUACAUACAUUUCAAAGACAAGCAGCUAAUAUGCGUGAACGUAGACGAAUGCAAUCAAUUAAUAAAGCAUUUGAAGGUUUAAGAUCACAUAUACCAACAUUACCCUAUGAAAAACGUUUAUCUAAGGUAGAUACACUUAGAUUAGCAAUUGGUUAUAUACAUUUCUUACAAGAAAUUAUACAAGCUCAUUCAAAAGAUGAAAUAAGCUGGAAAGAUGUCAAUACAAAUUCCGAUACAAAUUCAAAUCGUAAUGAUUAUGACGAUGAUGAUGAUGUUGGUUGUAAUGAAGGUGUUGGAAUAAAAAAUGAUCAAAAUAAUGUUUUAAAUAAAAAGAAUUUAUUUAAUUCUACAUCAUUUACAAAAAUUUCAUCUACAUAUACCGGCAACUCUAAACAUGACCGAUUACAGUCUCAUUGUUCAUUUACAAUGAAUAAACUGAAUUCAAAUUACAAUUUAGAAGAUGAAAAUAAAAUUAACAGAGAAAGGAAGAUUAUUUUAAAUUUACCUAAAAAACUAUUUGAAAUGAUGAUGGAACAAAGGAAUGAUACAAGAAUUUUCGAAGAUUAUUCUCAUAUUAAUGAUAAAACAACAACAAUAAAUGAUCUUUAUCAUCAAUCCGAACAAAUUCUUCUUGGACAUAGUUUAAGUUGGCAUCGUGAUAAUCCACCAUGGAGUCGAAAUAGUUCAUCAAAUUCUACUAAUAUUUUGGUCUCUAAACUAUGGAUUCCCGAGAAGCUUGAGUGUAUUAGAGCUAUAUAAUUGAAUAACCAAUAGCAGAAUAUUUAACAUUUUGAUUUAUUUAAAAACAAUUUACAGCAUAAUAAUGAACAUUUAUAAAUAGCACAUAAAAUACUAACUAAAUGUAAUUAGUAAACAUGAUAAUAGUUUCCUUCGGAUUACAGUAUUCAUAUAACAGAAUACAAGACGGAACCCACAAAUUAAAAUAGCUAACAAAAAACAGAAAUUUUUACAAACCACUCAACAAAUACAAAUAAAUAUACGGAAUAAUUUUCCCUGGACAAUGUUUCUUCCAAAUGACCUUAUUGAUUAAUGCAUUUACCCAACUUUUGAGUUAGAGUAAACAUGAAUAGCAUCGUAUGGAUUAUGAGAUUAAUUCUUCUUUUUUAGAUUUUCACUUUAAAUUUUGUUCAGAAAAUAAAUAAACCAGUUUAUUUAAAGAA